Gigantopelta aegis is the source of this 819-nucleotide messenger RNA. RefSeq names its product tigger transposable element-derived protein 6-like. The record is from RefSeq and is a predicted model, not a curated record. The coding region runs from base 1 to 819 and encodes 272 amino acids. Gene Ontology annotation, molecular function: DNA binding. The transcript has a single exon. Gene Ontology annotation, cellular component: nucleus. Lineage: Eukaryota; Metazoa; Mollusca; Gastropoda; Neomphalida; Peltospiridae.
AUGACAUCUCAACUGUUCAACGAUUGGCUACAACAACUUAACAGACAGAUGCGGCGACAGCGAAGAAAAAUCCUGUUGUUUAUUGACAACGCACCAUCCCACGGUCAAGAUCUAAGUGUGAGCAACGUAACGGUGAAAUUUCUCCCUGCUAACACCACUUCAGUGCUGCAGCCAUUAGACCAGGGUAUUAUCAAAGCUUUCAAAGCACGAUACCGAAAGUAUCUGAUGCGAUCACUCAUUUCGCGGAUGGAAGACUGUGCAAGCGUGACCGAGCUCUGCAAGGCAAUCACGGUUCUGGAUGCAGUAAACUGGAUUAACGCAGCAUGGAAGGAAACCCAACAAACAACAAUCGCCAAGUGUUUUAUGAUGUGCGGAUUUCCUGUCACCUCCGAGCAGGAAUCUGAUGAUGAAAAUGAUGACAACAUUCCUCUCGCUACAUUGCUAGCCACCAUCUCAAGUGAAGUUCCAGUGGCUGAGUUUGUUAAUUUCGAUCACGAUAUUCCCACAGAGGACCCGGAUGCGAGUGACUGGGAAACUCAACUAGUGGCGGCGCACAAAUCUACCGACAAAGGUGAGGAAAAACCAGCAGACGACAGCUCAGACGAUGACAACACAGAGUUGGACACAAUGCCUGAACUAAAUUAUGCCGAAGUGCUAAAAAUUAUAAAACAAGUUAAAAACUUUGCGGCAACUAAAGAAAAUAGACUUUUACAACCAGUUUUAAACUUGGAAGUCAUGACAGAAGAGUUUGCCCUUGAAAGAAACAUCAGGAACAAACAGACAGCAGUGACAGACUAUUUCUCAGGUGAAACUCGAUAA